Molecule: messenger RNA, 3908 nt
Organism: Cinara cedri
Lineage: Eukaryota; Metazoa; Arthropoda; Insecta; Hemiptera; Aphididae
Source: the annotation of a GenBank genome assembly
UAAUUUUACAAUUAUAUUUUAAAAUAUUUAUAAUCAACUUUAAUGUAAAUUGUUUCCUAAUACUUUGGUAAGUAUUUACUGUUUAUAUUUGUUUUUAAUCUAAAUUUUUUUGUUGAAUUAGUUAGUUUUGAUUUUUAGAGUGAUAUAAAUAUAUAAUAAUGAUUGAAAUGUUUUCUUUGAUUGUUUCUAUCAAUAUACAAAUAUUUUAUUUGAAGUACUUUAUAAUUACUUAUUUGUAUCAAUUAUCAUUAUUUUACCAAUGAUUAAAGUCUUGAAUAAUCUAUUAAACUAAUUCAACAAAUAACUAUGGUUUUGAAGGGAAAAAUCACUGUAAAACAUUUUUAAGGUCUCCCCUUUUUAAUUUUACAAGAUUUUUUAUCUUGUAAAUAAUUGAUGAUGAAGAAUGUGUAUUGAGUAACUUAGUGGUAGAUACAUGAAAACAUUCUAUCACUUCAACCAUUCAACCUAUAUAAUAUUUGUAUUAUAUAUUUAUAUUUUUUAACAGAUCUACAUAGUCUUAUCUACCUACUUGUCUAACAGAAAUGGCUAUAUCAGAAAUAUUCAAGUAUAUCAAAGUAACAAAUAUUAUAGCACAAUGUUGUUUGAUAACGUCUAUUUCUGUUACUGUGGCAAUAUCAGUUUUAUUACAUAAAAGGAACAGAAAGAAACAAAAUGAAAACAUCACAUUAACACCGUUGAUAGUUAUAACUGGCUGUGAUACAGGUCUUGGAUAUUCAAUUGUAAUGAGAUAUUUAAAUGGAUCACAUAGUCCAAAUCAAAAUUAUAGUAAAUUAUUUAAUGGUUUAUUCAAUCACAACAAACUAAAAAUUCCAAGCAAGAUUGCAAUAGUUGCAUUUUGUUUGAAUCUUAACAGCACAGGUGCUAAAUAUUUAUUUCAAAAAUCAAUUAAUAAUACCAAUAUUGAAUUGUUUAUUAGGCAAUUGGAUUUAACUGAUAAAAAUUCUAUUAAAAAUGGUGUAACUUUUAUUAUUGAAUUACUUGAAAACAAUCUUGAUGAAAAUGGUAAACACAAUAAAUAUGGUAAUAAUAUAUUAAUAAAAAAGUUUAUUAUUAUACUAUUAUUUUAAAAAUUGACUACAUUUUAGAACUACAUGCAUUGGUCAACAAUGCAGCUCGUAUGGUGAUGGCAGAAUAUGAAUGGCAAACUAUUCAAAUGAUUCAACAACAGUUUGAAGUUAAUGUUUUGGGUCCAAUUAUGUUAACUGCACAGUUAUUACCAUCAUUUCGCAAAAAUAAAGGUAAAUACUUUUAAAAUUAAUUAUUUUUGUAUUUUUAUUAUUUAUAUAGGUAUGUUAUUUAAUAUUAUAACUUUAAAACUAUUAAAAUGACUAUUACGGUGUGUCCCACCAGGUUCGAUGGAUUUUUCUAGAGCUAUAAACAUUUCCAAAUUGUUAUCCUCCUCAAAGACAAACCAAUUGAAAAAAAAAAAAUUGAAAAAUAUUUAAUAUUAAUAGCUCUAGAAAAAUACUUUGAACGUGGUCAGACACACUGUAUAUAAGAAAAUUAUGAUUUUUUUUAAAUUUUAAUGAAAUAAUGAAAAUUACAUAAUAUUAGUUAACUGUACAACACAAUUGUUUGUGUCAGCAAUUUAUUGGUAUGUAAUUCUCUUUGUAAAUUAUGGGUUUUAGUUUUAAAAAAAAUGUCUUAGGAUAAUAGAGAUAGGUGCAGCUACUGUUGUAGUUUGAAAGAUAGUAUACAGGUGACUUUUUUUAUCAUGAAUCAACAAUUAUCUCUGAGGAUUUUAAGUGACCUUGAUUUCUGUUUUUUUUUUUUCAAUCAUUAUGGAUAUUUAUAUUAUUAUCGUUUAAGUUUUAUUUUAAAAAUCAUUUUUAAUUUUUUACCCCUACUCCAUAUACCUUAAAUAAGUGCAUACUUUUGAUUUUCAAAUAGGAAUCCCUCUCCCCUUUUGAACACAGAUUUGAAUAAAGAGUAUUUUUCUAGAAAUUUUGAUAUUAGUGUUAUGCAUAUCAAAAUUUCAUAUAAUUGAGAUAAAUGUUGGUUCAUGAUAAAAAAUCACCUUGUAUAGGCAAGAAUUUAAUGUAUAUCUGUAAGCAACAAUUAAUUAUCGCUAAAGAAUAAACGAUUAUGAGUGGAGUUAAGUUUAUAGUAUUUUGAUAGUAUAUAUUGCUUUGUAAACAAUAUAUAUGUCAUAUUAUGGUAAAAUAAUUACAUAUUGUACUGUAUUGGACAGUUUCUUUAAAAAAAUUUGUUUAAUAUUGUAUCUAUUUUCCCGUUUUAAUAUCAUUAUCAUCAAAUAUCAUCUUAUUCCGUAUAUCAAAGUAACCUCCUUAAUUUACCUCCCUAGUCCGAUUUUGUUUCAGAAUAAGUGGUAUCAUUGUAAAUCCGAGUGAAAUUGCUGGUAGAAAAGUUGUCUACAGAAAAAAAACAAUAAUAAUAAACACUAUACAACCAAUACAUUCCUUUUGUUAUUUUACGUUUAAACUUUUCAAACUGUUUUUAAGUAUUACAUUGUAAACACAAUUUAUUUAAUCUCAGACAAACAAAAUAAUAUACAGUGACACUUGUUUUAAACCUCAAUUAUCUUUGUUGGGUUGAGUGGCUUUAAUAAUGAUAAAAACAAAUUAUAGGUACAUAAUAUACUAUUAUAUACUAUAUAUGCGUACAAUACCUUAUCGGUUUCUCCAUGACCAUUACUGUGAAAAAAAAAUGUUCAACCAUAGUAAAAGUAUAUAAAAAAUUAUUUUAUAAAUAUCAUAAAUUAUAAUAUUUUUUUUUAAAUUUCAUUUUGAAUUAUAAUUAUUUUUAGUAAAUAGUGUAAAAAUUAAUUUUAAAAUUAAUUCUAGGUCGUGUGAUUAAUAUAGUUAGUCAUUGUGCACACUUUCCACUGCCUGGAAUAUCUGUUUAUGGUGCAUCUAAAGCUGCUAUGUAUGCAUUUACAACUGCAUCAAGAAUUGAACUUGAAAAUCAUGGUGUAAACAUGAUCUCAUUUUUUCCAGGUAGCCAAUAAUAAUAAUUUUUCUUUAAAAUUUGUAUUUAGUAUAAUUUGAUUUAAUUCUAGGAUCGUUUUAUCUUCAUUCUGCCAUUAUGUGUGGUGAACAACGGGCAAUUGAUUAUAUUCAAAUGCAUAAAUAUAUGAGUAAAGAACAAUUAGCUUACUAUGGUCUUUAUUUUGAUGCCUAUCAAAAUUACUUAAGUUCUAUUGAUGCAUUUAUUAAUCCUCCAGAAACCACCAUUCCUAGGACUAAUAAAAUAUACUGUUACAUGGAUAAUGCAUUGUGGGCAGUUCAUCCUAAAGCUGAAUAUAACGUACCAGAACCAUGGCGGUAUAGGAUCUAUUCUGCUUUAGCUUGUACUCUUUCUACAUUAGGUUUACAUAACUUUAAAGAUAAGGUUGUACGUCGAUUUGUGGCCACCCCAAAAUUUGAAAAUUGCAUUGAGACUUAAGAAAAGUUAACUUAAAAAAAAAUUAUUAAAAUUAAUGAUUAAUAUUAAAAACAUUUUUUUUUUUUUUUUACUUUUCUAUUAACAAUCAAUAAUUCAUAAGAAUACAGUUUUAUAUUAAUGAGAAAAUAAUUAUUUAAACUACUUGGAUUAAAAAAUUGUCCAAGCUCUUAAGUAUACUUUUUAAUAAAUAUAUUUUUUUCUCACUUUGUCUACUACAGAAGCCAUGCCUAAGCUACCUCUUAUGUACCCAACCCACUGACUCUACUCUAUUAUUUGUAUGUAAAGAGUUCAAUGACUCAUCCCUUACUUUAUCUUCUCUUGUCACUCCAUUCAUUCUCUGUUCUAUUUUUCAGUCACCGCCCUAUAUUCUAAACCACAAAACAUAUUCAGUCACCACACUUUUAUAGAAUUUAGCAUCAAGUCUCAUUAGAAUUUUGUAAAUUUUCUUAUAUAAAACACUUGAUGCUUCUCUCCACUUAAUC